AAGCUCUCACAGCCAAUGAGUGAUGGGUCUGAGAUUCUGCCCAGUCGGCCUCCGAACACAAACACUUUCUAAAAAAUUCUUGAAUUUGUAUUUUAUGUAUGUGAGUGUUUGCCUGCAUGUAUGUAUGUCUGUGCACCCUGUGUAUGCCUGGUGCCCUCGGGCCAGAAGAGGGCUUUGGAUCCCCUGGAACUAGAGUUACAAAUGGUUGUGAGCUGCCCUGUGAGUGCAGGGAUCAAGACCCGGGUCCUUUGCAGGAGCAGCCAAUGCUCUUAACUGCUGAACUGUCUCUCCGGCCGCAAAAUACCGUGCUUGUAAUGUUGAAUCAAAUGGUAUCCCUUGGUGUCCCAAGAACACCUGAUCCCUCCCUGAUCUCUGAACACAACAACAGUGUUAUCAAAUGAGUGGUGUGCUACCUUUCUAUGGUGUUCGAGCUCUGCAGUUCUGCCCGGAAGCUCCCUGCAGGUGGAGAGCAAUGCCAGGCUUCCCAUCCCAUUGGCAUCUGCUGGUCGGAACCAGGAACCACCCCAACAUGUAGUGUUCUGCAGUUAUUCUAGUAAGCCCAGUUUCUUUUCUCUACCUCUGCAACGCUUGCAUCUAGGGGCAGUCUUAUCUGCCCCUGUCAGAAAGGUCUACGUACACAUUUAGCCACUGCAUCUGGCUCAGGCAGUCUUCUCCAGUGACUGACUCAGGUCCCCACAGGGAAGGAAGUCACCUGUCACCGUCUCACCUGCAACUGGCCCUUCUAAUAUUUUAUUUAUUUAUUUUGGAGCUGAGUAUUUAUUUUAUUUAUAUAUGUACACUGUAGCUGUCUUCAGACACCAGAAGAGGGCAUCAGAUCUCAUUACAGAUGGUUGUGAGCCACCAUGUGGUUGCUGGGAUUUGAACUCAGGACCUCGGGAAGAGCAGUCGGUGCUCUUAACCACUGAGCCAUCUCUCCAGCCCCCUCAACUGGCCCUUCUAAACUUGAGAGCUGGCAGCCCAGUGUCAGUCCAGAUUCCUACUGUCUGACAAAAGAGUGUGGCUCUAAACCGUUUAUUUGGAAGGUUUCCCGAGGACUACCUGGGAAAGUAGGGUCCAGGGCUCUGGAAGGGCAGGAAUCAGAUAAAAUGUAAAUUGUAAAGGUGUGCUAUUGUCUCUCUCUCUCUCUCUCAUGGGGGAGGGUCUUAGAUCAUGCUUUGAGGUUAUCCAGGGAGGGUUUUGGCUGGGGUCCAUAGUGGGUCACUGGGGCAGGAAGCUAAUCGCCAUCACCUCUGGCUGCAUAUGGUAGUGCUUAGGUGGACUGCUUGUGGCAGAGAUGUGGGCCAGAGGAUGUGGCUGGACCCUUAGCAGCUUCUUCUGGGUUCACCAAACCCAGCCCGGUGGUCAGCCUAGCCCUCUUUCUACAACUCCCUUUGGUCUGUGUCCAAGGCAGCCCCUUCCCCUAGGCUCCAUGGCACAGUCUACGUUCAACAGACGUAGAGAAUCUACAAGGUCCCAUUAACUGAAAGAGGAAGCUGGCAGGAUCUCUUCCUUGGUGUACGAAUAUGUGUUUACUGCAUUCCCAACACUGAGCCCCCAGAGUGCUACGUUUUCAUCUACAAAGGUUUGUGACCUGCUGGGUGGCACAUAGCCUGAACCAACAGUCCCCCUCAGAAGUGGAAAACAUGAUUAUUAUUUUGUUUGUUGAGACUGGGUCUCUCGAUGUAGCUCUAGCUGCCCUGGAGCUCACCUUCGGUGUUCUGGGAUUUUAGGCCUGUGCCACCACACCCUGCUAAGAGUCCCCUUCAACUUCCCAAGGCUGUCACAGCUGUCAUUAUUCCUUCCUUUUCUUUUGCUGCCCCUGCCUUUUCUCCAGGCCCAUGGCUACCCCGUGACAGUCAGUUAGUCACUAUAGCAGGGAGUCAAGUCUUCUGGUGUCCUUCUCUUUGUGUGCCCUUCUAAAUAAGACGCAAUUUGUGGCACGUGGUGUGUGUGGGAGUUAGUUUUGCAAAGUCGCCCCUGUUUCUUCCUGGUGAAGGAUCUGUGGAGUCUGCUCUGAGAGGGGCCAACCUCUGAUUCCACUCCUACCCCAGCCCUGCUGACCUCAUGCUGUGGGGCUCUACCUAGUGGGGAGCCUACCUAGGUAGGGAGAGAGAGUCAAAAAGAGGGAGUGGUAGGUAGGUUAUGACUCAGUCGGUGGAGUGCUUGUCCAGUGCACAUGGAACUCAGGGUUUGAUUUUCAGACCCAUGCGAAACCAAGCUUAGUGGCUCAAGUCUGUAAUCCAAGUACUUGGGAUGCGGAGGCAGAAGGUCAGAAGAUAAGGUCAUCUUCACCUCUGUAGUGAGUUUGAGGCCAGUGUGGCUGCAUGAGAUGCUGGGGAGCCGGAAUCAACCGCUGCCAUGGCGUCGCGCAUCGGGCUGCGCAUGCAGCUCAUGCGGGAGCAGGCGCAGCAGGAGGAGCAGCGAGAGCGCAUGCAGCAGCAGGCCGUCAUGCAUUACAUGCAGCAGCAGCAACAGCAGCAGCAGCAGCAGCUGGGAGGCCCUCCCACCCCAGCCAUCAACACCCCAGUUCACUUCCAGUCGCCACCACCAGUGCCUGGGGAGGUGCUGAAGGUGCAGUCCUACCUGGAGAACCCCACCUCCUACCACCUGCAGCAGUCUCAGCAUCAGAAAGUCCGAGAGUACCUGUCCGAGACCUACGGCAACAAGUUUGCUGCCCACGUCAGCCCAGCCCAAGGCUCCCCGAAGCCUCCACCAGCAGCAUCCCCUGGGGUGCGGGCUGGACAUGUACUGUCCACCUCGGCCGGCAACAGUGCCCCCAACAGUCCCAUGGCCAUGCUACACAUCAGCUCCAAUCCUGAGAAAGAGUUUGAUGAUGUCAUCGACAACAUUAUGCGCCUGGACAGCGUGCUGGGCUACAUCAACCCCGAAAUGCAGAUGCCUAACACGCUACCCCUGUCCAGCAGCCACCUGAACGUGUACAGUGGUGACCCCCAGGUCACGGCUUCCCUGGUAGGUGUCACCAGCAGUUCCUGCCCUGCCGACCUGACUCAGAAGCGAGAGCUAACAGAUGCUGAGAGCCGGGCCCUGGCCAAGGAACGGCAGAAGAAAGACAAUCACAACUUAAUUGAGAGAAGACGCAGGUUCAACAUCAAUGACAGAAUCAAGGAGCUGGGAAUGCUGAUCCCCAAGGCCAAUGACCUGGACGUGCGCUGGAACAAGGGCACCAUCCUCAAGGCCUCUGUGGAUUACAUCCGGAGGAUGCAGAAAGACCUGCAGAAGUCCCGGGAGCUGGAGAACCACUCUCGGCGCCUGGAGAUGACCAACAAGCAGCUCUGGCUUCGCAUCCAGGAGCUGGAGAUGCAGGCACGCGUGCACGGUCUUCCCACCACCUCACCGUCCGGUGUGAAUAUGGCCGAGCUGGCCCAACAGGUGGUGAAGCAAGAGCUGCCCAGUGAAGAUAACCCAGGGGAGACCCUGAUGCUGGGGUCCGAGGUCCCUGACCCUGAGCCCAUGCCGGCUCUCCCACCCCAGGCCCCGCUGCCCUCAGCCGCCCAGCCACAGUCUCCGUUCCAUCACCUGGACUUCAGCCAUGGCCUGAGCUUUGGGGGUGGGGGCGAUGAGGGGCCCGCAGGCUACCCUGAUCCCCUGGGGACAGAGCAUGGCUCCCCUUUCCCCAACCUGUCCAAGAAGGAUCUGGACUUAAUGCUCCUAGAUGACUCCUUGCUCCCCCUGGCCUCUGAUCCCCUCUUUUCUACCAUGUCUCCUGAGGCCUCCAAGGCUAGCAGCCGGCGAAGCAGCUUCAGCAUGGAGGAGGGCGACGUUCUGUGACCCUGGCUGCCCCCGUGCCAAGGAGCAGGGCUGCCUGGGAGCUGGGAGGACUGGGCAGAGCCCUCCCAUCCUUCAGGCUGCACUUGGUGUGAAGUAGCUGCCUCUCUCCUUCCCCUUGGUUGCUCCCCCCCACCCCUGUUUGGACUUAGUGCCUGCCUGGCAGUCGACGGGGCUGGAAAGCUCUCCCCUCGGCUUCGGGCCCCCUCCUCUGGCGGCAGUCCUAUGAUGGGGAAGGACAGGGGUGAGGCAGAAGAGAAAUAAGAAGAAACCCUGCUAGGGGAGCCCCUCUCUUCUGAGCCUGGGCUUUCCCAUGAAGGGCAUUUUGGAGAAGGGGGUACAAGUACCUCUGAGGCAGCAGCUGGUCUGGGGGUGCCCAGGCCUGCCUUCCUGGGACUAGAUGGCACCCAGCCUGUCCCCCCAGCCUGAAUUUCCCCACAAGUGGGCACCCACCCCCAUUUGGUGCUAACAGCUCUCCCCUGGUGGUAUGAGGGUGGGGUGGCCAGAAGAGGAGUCUGGGUUCAGGGUGGUGAGCACUCCCACCCCCAGACCUCCCACUUUGUGCCUUUAGUAAACACUGUGCUUUGUA
Messenger RNA from Rattus norvegicus (Norway rat), 4375 nucleotides. RefSeq names its product transcription factor EB (gene Tfeb). Gene Ontology annotation, cellular component: cytosol; cytoplasm; lysosomal membrane. Gene Ontology annotation, biological process: humoral immune response; regulation of DNA-templated transcription; cellular response to amino acid starvation. The record is from RefSeq and is a predicted model, not a curated record. Lineage: Eukaryota; Metazoa; Chordata; Mammalia; Rodentia; Muridae. Gene Ontology annotation, molecular function: DNA-binding transcription factor activity; transcription cis-regulatory region binding; protein dimerization activity.